CCUUCCCGACAACCCUCACGACGACACCCCCGUUCGAGUUCUUCCACGAUCCCCUUUAGGAGGCUCUUAUCAAGAUGACUGUCAUGAACCGCGGGCUCCAUUCUUCGCGCCGGAAGUCGCGCGCCGCCCACUUCAACGCCCCUUCCUCGGAACGACGUGUCAUCCUCUCCGCUCCUCUGUCUCGCGAGCUCCGGGCCAAGUACAAUGUCCGCUCGAUCCCCAUCCGCAAGGACGACGAGGUCACCGUUGUCCGCGGUAGCAACAAGGGUCGCGAGGGCAAGGUUACCAGCGUCUACCGUCUGAAGUGGUGCAUCCACGUCGAGCGCAUUGCCCGCGAGAAGGGCAACGGCCAGAGCGUCCCCACCCCUCUCGCCCCCUCCAACGUCGUCAUCACCAAGCUCCACCUCGACAAGGACCGUGAGCAGAUCCUCGAGCGCAUCGGCAAGGGUCGUGAGGCUGUCAAGAGCAAGUCGGCUUAAAGGGUGUUUUCUGAGGUUUUAUGUUCAUAUGGUCAUAGCAGCGGGAGGUCCGGAGUACUCGAGAAAAGAGGGGACCCAACCUGCGUUCAUGGUACAUCUAUGGAAAAAUAGAUGUGUCUUGAUGAAAUGAAAAUCAAAAAUCGGAUUCCCUCUAUCUUAAUGAAUUUUUUGUCGUCGCCAUAUCCUGAUUGCCUUUGCUUCCCAGUUGCUUGCAGCAUCAUUUUCUCAUUGUACAACACUGGUCUAUACGGAUAGUGCUGAGGGUGAUGGUAUAUGCGUAGGCAUUUCUGCAAGAGGCAGGUUAUACGACAGGGUCAGCCAACAUUGCCUAAGAUAGGAAGUAAUCAACUGGACCGAAGUCUGGUCCUGGGUUUGCAUAGACAAUUUGCAAAGGGGGUGACAUCCUCGUGAUGCCUGAUGCAGGCCAAGUCUCUUACUUCCAACAGACUAUCCAUACAAUACCCAGCUGCUUAUCCCGACCGCCACUUAAGGAUUCUACAUAUAAACAGGCAUCUAGGAGCAUAUAUUCG
Molecule: messenger RNA, 1009 nt
Organism: Aspergillus candidus
Lineage: Eukaryota; Fungi; Ascomycota; Eurotiomycetes; Eurotiales; Aspergillaceae
Product: 60S ribosomal protein uL24
Exons: 3
Coding region: 75-479 (134 amino acids)
Biological process (GO): ribosomal large subunit biogenesis; cytoplasmic translation
Cellular component (GO): ribosome; cytosolic large ribosomal subunit
Molecular function (GO): structural constituent of ribosome; RNA binding
Source: RefSeq, a predicted model, not a curated record